AUGAUUAAAUGUACACGAGAUCUCUUGAAAGCUUAUGGAGGUAAUGCCCUUGUUAAUAAAAUGGAUUUGAGACUUGGAUUAAUACCAUGCCAUCUAGGAUUAAAAGUAUUCAAUAAUGAACUUGCGGAUCUCGCUUUGUUUACAGCAUCUGAGUAUAAGCAUAUGAUGAAAAUUAUGCCAUUUGUUCUUGAAGAUCUUCUUGAAAAAAAUCAAAAUAAACUACUCGUUCAAAU
This is a messenger RNA of Cetraspora pellucida, 233 nucleotides long. The record is from the annotation of a GenBank genome assembly. NCBI's taxonomy places the organism in Eukaryota, Fungi, Glomeromycota, Glomeromycetes, Diversisporales, Gigasporaceae.